AUGGACAGCAAGCACGCAGUCUACCGUCACUUCAAGGUGCCGGGCAAUAGCGUUGGCGAGAACGGCACCAAGGUGUGUGCCUACUGCAACUUCACGUUUGUUGGCGGGGUUCACCGUUGCGCGCAGCAUAUCACCAGCUGGAACGGCAUGCGCCGUCGCGAAGUGCAUCUCUGCACUGCAGCGCCGAAGACUGCACGUGACGUCGUGAAGGCGCUUUACGAGUCCAAGUUGAAGGCCCGUGAAGCGAAGCGUGCGGCUGGAAUUGCGGCGGUCGGCGCAGUCAACGGCAGAGAUAACAAGAAGAAGAGUCGGAUGUCCGACUUCUACGGCGACGACGCCGCGUGCGCGAACCAAGCUGCGGACGAGGCCAUAAGCCUCUUCUUUGCCGCUCUUCAUGUGCCGGAGCAUCACGCGGACCACCCACUGUGGCGGAAUGUGGUCUCCAGCAUCCAGCGCGCGGGGCCGAAUUACGUCGCGCCGAAGAGACGCUACAUCGGUGGCGCCGGUCUUGCGAAGUGUCGCCAGCGCAUUGAGGCGGCGCUCGCUCCUAUCUCAGCAAGCUGGCGCCGUGACGGUGUCACCGUGGCAAGCGACAUGUUCUCCGACAAGGCCGGCCGCCCGCAAGCCAACGUGCUCCUCAUCAACGAUAGCGGUGCGGUGUUUGUGGAGUCGAUCGACACGAAGAUGGAGAUGAAGACCGGGGGCUACAUCGCGGGCAUCUUGCGGCCCAUCAUCGAAAAGGUCGGCCCCGAGAAUGUCGUCGCCUUGUGUUUUGACGGCGGCUCCAACUACGCGGCGGCAUGCAGGGUGUUGAUGCGCGAGUAUCCCCACAUUGAACACAUCCCUUGCGCGACCCAUGUCCUCGAUCUCCUGAUGGAGGACAUCGGGAAAAAGGGAUGGGCGAAGGACAUCGUCACGCGCGGGGACACCCUCAUCUCGUUCGUCCGCAACCAUCACUUCACUCGGGGAUACAUGCGGAGUCCGCUCGUGAACGGCGGCAAGGGGAAACAGGUUCUCAAGCCCGCGGGAACCCGAUUCGGCACCAACUACAUCGCCAUCAACCGCCUCUGUGAAGUGCGCGCUGGCCUGACGCAGAUGGUCCUCAGCGAUGAGUGGGCCGAGUGGACUGCGGCUGCAGACAGGGCUGGGGCAGACACAUUCAAAGACAACAUCCUCGAUGCCGCGUGGUGGACGCGCGCCGAGUUCUUCGCUAAGCUGAUGAGGCUGCCAUUCGUCGUCAUGCGCAAGACUGACUCAGAUUCGAAGGGCAUGAUGGGUCGUCUCUACGACCUCAUGCUCCAGCUCACCGAGGACAUCCGCGACUUCCUCGACGAGCAUGCGGAAGGGGUCCUGACAAGCAACGAGGUGGGGGAUAUUCGGGAGAUCGUGCAGGACCGCUGGGACAACGGGCUGGCGUGCAACCUGCAUGUGAUUGGCCGCAUCCUCUACCCCACCAACCAGGAAGAGUGCAUUUUCCGCACCGACCUGGAGUGCACGAGGGUCUUCAAGCAGUACGUCUCCAAGCACCAUGGUGACAAGAUGGUCACCAGGAAGGACGGGGUCGAGCGCCGCGCCUCUCUCGUCAUCCAGGAAGGCCUCAAUGCCUUCCUGAACCUCCAAGGCAGCUUCGGCAUGCCCGACGCUAUUGCCGACCGCCAGGCAGUGAAGGAGGGCAAGAUGACGGCGGUGGACUGGUGGACAUGGCACGGGACCGAUCAUCCUGAGCUCACCACCAUGGCUUGCCGCGCCAUCACGCAGCCGGUGUCUGCGUCUCCAUGUGAGCGUAACUGGGCGAAGUUUGAUGCAGUGCAUACGGCAAGGAGGAACCGCCUCGGCGCGGUGAAGCUUCGUGAUCUGGUGUAUGUGACGCACAAUUGGCAGGUGGUGCACAACUGGCACAAGGCCCCUGAAGGGCUGGGGGUGGUGAAGGGAAACAUCGAGGACCCCCCCACUCCGGCUGGCUAUAACGUCUCUAGAGUACUUGGCAUUUCUCACAGGGGAGUUGUCUUCCCUGCACUUUCUUUCACACCUGAGAAGCCUACAUCAGCUGUGAAACGGAUUCGCUCAUCUUCGUGCACGAGUAACACAUCCCCAUCCCCAUCCCCAUCCCCAUCUCCAUCCCCAUCCCCAUCCCCAUCCCCAUCCCCAUCCCCAUCCCCAGUUCCAACCCCUCGCCAGACAUGA
Messenger RNA from Closterium sp. NIES-65, 2184 nucleotides. Lineage: Eukaryota; Viridiplantae; Streptophyta; Zygnematophyceae; Desmidiales; Closteriaceae. The record is from the annotation of a GenBank genome assembly.